Messenger RNA from Arabidopsis lyrata subsp. lyrata, 1441 nucleotides. RefSeq lists its product as uncharacterized. Lineage: Eukaryota; Viridiplantae; Streptophyta; Magnoliopsida; Brassicales; Brassicaceae. Bases 11 to 1258 code for a protein of 415 amino acids. The transcript has a single exon. The record is from RefSeq and is a predicted model, not a curated record.
GAAUUUGCAGAUGUGGAAAACUUGGUGGCCAAGUUGCUUCUUCUGUAUUAAUGAAGGGUUGGGUGGAGAAGAAGUGAACAUCACCAAUUCUUCAAUUAGGGUUUUCAUUCUUUCUUUUCAAUUGCUUUUGGCUAAGAUCACAUUCAUGUCUCUGCUUCUCGGCCACCCUCCCAAGCUCUGUGUUCGGAAGCCGGUGUUGGUAAGAGCAUCUCCUCUUCUCUCUAAUGGCAUUUCAUCAUCCUCGGUGCAAACCCCUCCUUGUAACAUCAUAGGCGCUAAACAAUGUGAAGAAAAUGUCGGAAAACUCAUCAUUGCCAACGCCAAUGAACGUAAAUGGACUUAUUUAGAUAAGAAGGUGCCUUUGGAUUUGGUGUAUAAUCAUCCUUAUAAUGAAAUGGUAACGAUCGGGUCAUCUCAUGGCUGGGUAGCUACUUUGAGAUACGAUGGGAUUCUGCGUCUCCAAGAUGAUCUAAACCCGGUUGCAUCGGAUUCAGAUCCAAAACGCAUCUCGCUGCCUCCUCUUGUAACUCUGCCUUAUUGCCAAACCCAAAUCAUCACCAACGUGUCCAUGUCCGCACCUUCACCGGAGGAAGAAGACUGUGUUGUGGCUGUCAAGUUCUUGGGACCUCAACUCAGCUUUUGCAGACCCGCUGCUCAAUGCAACCCGGAGUGGAUCAACAUCAGAAUCGCUAACCCUUGCUUCUUCUCCUCCCGAGUGAUGUUUUCCAAGAAAGAUGACAUGUUUUGCAUACUCGGAUCUGGAGGCGACAUCAUUGGAUCAUGGGAUCUCCGCAAACACAAGCACACACCCAAGCUUCAGAAGUUGCAAUUUCAAAAUCUUCCCGAGCUGAAGAAUACCACACGCGAGGUUUUGAGUUCGUGUUGUUGCACGAGCGAACACUUGGUGGAGUCAAGAUGCACCGGUGAAACGUUCUUGGUUAAGCAGUACAAGAAGACCGCCGAGAUCGUCUUCGGUAUUGCCAAAAUGAAAACAGAAGCUGUAAUGGUGUUCAAGCUAGACGAAGAAGGAAAUGCGGUUUACACUCAAGACAUAGGAGAUCUCUCCAUUUUCCUCUCAAAGUCUGAACCUUUUUGUGUCCCUAGUAGCUCCUUUCCGGGCAUGGACCGUAACAAAGUCUAUAUUUUUGACGUCAACGAAGUUGGAAUUUUCAAUCUGUCUAAAGACCGCUAUUUUGGUGGAAUUUUUACACCCGCUUUCGGGGCCCCUUACUAUAUUCCACCACAAAAAAUAGACUAGUAAGUUUUGAAUUGAGUUUCAGUCUAGAGUCUGUCUUUUCUCUAGGAUCUUUCAAAGGUUCAAAUUAAUCUGUUUUUUUAUAUAUGCUUUGUGAGUGAUAUGCAUUAGCUAUCAAUAUGAUGUAUGCCUACCCCAAGUAAAAUGGUUUGCUUAUUAAUGAAAUGGUAGAAAACUCGUUUGUUA